Molecule: messenger RNA, 3986 nt
Organism: Suillus paluster
Lineage: Eukaryota; Fungi; Basidiomycota; Agaricomycetes; Boletales; Suillaceae
Product: CobB/CobQ-like glutamine amidotransferase domain-containing protein
Exons: 17
Coding region: 144-3785 (1213 amino acids)
Biological process (GO): 'de novo' IMP biosynthetic process
Molecular function (GO): phosphoribosylformylglycinamidine synthase activity
Source: RefSeq, a predicted model, not a curated record
GAGUUCGAAAAUUUGUAUUGUAGUCACUGCCAGCAAUCACUCAGAUCCACUUCGACGACGCUUGUCUAUGCUUGGUUGAGGAGACUACGGUGAGGAGCGCAAACCCGUACAGUACAUGAUCGCAUAGCUGACAUGAUUCAGGUAUGCUCCGCCAGACGCUUCUUCAGCAUAUCAAAACCAUCAAACCAGACGUAAUCUCUGUUGAUGCAGUCUACAUACACCUUGAUGACUUAGCUGACAAAGCGUCGCCACAAAGAAAAGCUAUUGAUCUAUUGCUGGACUACGGCGAUGACAUCACGCUUCAUUCCGAACACAAUGUCUUCUACAUUCUACCAAGAACUGCGACUGACAUCGCUGGCAUAUGCAACUUAUCACAGCACAUAGAUCGUCUUGAACGCGGGGUCGCGUUCAAGGAAGACUUGACUAGCGGUGUGAUCUUUCAACAUCACGCCCCAAGCUCACUGCGGACGGUGGAGUUGAGAGGAGAAGGAGAAGAGGAAAAGCUCUCGAUCGCGAACAAAACAUUAGGACUCGCACUUGCAGCAGACGAAAUCGAUUACCUGGUGGAAGCAUUUGUAUCUGGAUCGUCGCCAAUCAACCGCAACCCCACCGACGCUGAACUAUUCAUACAUAAAAUAUUCAACGCGUCGUGGACAAUAGACCAGACGCUUCUCGACCGGUCGCUUCCACUCGGAACCAUCUCCGCAUAUUCCGAUAACGCAGCUGUCCUUGAAGGUGCACAAGCUCCUCGAUUCGGCCAUAUCUACCAAGCCUCGGUCGAGAACAUGCCAAUUCUCAUCAAAGUCGAGACCCACAACCACCCCACUGCGGUCUCUCCUUAUCCUGGAGCAGCCACAGGCUCCGGAGGCGAGAUUCGAGAUGAGGGAGCAGUAGGCCGAGGAUCGAAACCAAAAGCCGGACUAGCUGGCUUCACGCAACCUUGGGAGACGGACUUCGGCCCUCUCGACAUCAUGAUUGAAGGCCCUCUAGGCGCGAGUGCCUUCAACAACGAAUUCGGCCGUCCAGCACUUGCAGGCUACUUCCGCACAUUCUCUGAAUCUGUCCCUGCCUCAGAGGACGGAUCAAAACAGGAGAUCAGAGGCUAUCACAAGCCAAUCAUGAUCGCCGGUGGAUACGGGAAUGUCCGUCCACAAUUCGCGAUGAAAUCGCGGAUUUCCCCAGGGGCGAAGAUCAUCGUGCUGGGUGGCCCAGGUAUGCUCAUCGGUUUGGGUGGCGGAGCAGCAUCCAGUCAGGUAUCUGGUGCCAGCUCCGCGGAAUUGGAUUUCGCAUCUGUCCAGAGAGAGAAUGCAGAGAUGCAGAGGAGAUGCCAGCAAGUUAUUGACGCUUGCGUUGGCUUGGGGGAGGGUAGUCCUAUUCAAAGUAUUCAUGAUGUGGGCGCCGGUGGACUGUCAAAUGCACUCCCAGAGCUAGUCCACGACUCUGGACUGGGUGCGAUGUUUGAGAUCAGGGACGUGCUUGUCGCGGACAGUUCUAUGUCUCCCAUGGAGAUAUGGUGCAACGAAAGUCAGGAGCGUUAUGUCCUCGCUGUCUCGGCGGAGAAGGCAAGCGAGUUCGAGAGAAUAGCACGAAGAGAACGGUGUCCAUUCUCCAUUGUUGGCGUCGCAACAGAAGAAGAAGAACUCAUCGUCACCGACCGCCUCCUUUUGCAAGAUGUCAUUCAUCUCAAGAUGUCGACGCUUUUCGGCAAGCCUCCUCGCAUGUCGCGCAAGGAUACCACGCGCAAAAUUGGUUUCACGAAUUUUGACACUACCCUUUCUCAAUAUCUUCCAAAAUCCACCUUGUCCGACCGCUUCUCUCUCGCAGUGGACCGCGUUCUCCAUCUUCCAUCAGUGGGGUCGAAGUCUUUCCUCAUCACCAUUGGAGACAGAACCAUCACGGGUUUGGUAACUCGAGACCAAAUGGUUGGACCGUGGCAGGUUCCAGUUGCUGACGUUGCCGUUACUCGGUCAUCGUAUGGCUUUGACGUCCUGAGUGGUGAAGCCAUGGCGAUGGGUGAGCGAACACCUGUCGCCUUGUUAAAUCCAUCUGCAUCUACUCGUAUGGCUAUCGCCGAGGCACUCACCAACCUAGCUGCAGCUUCCGUCGCCAGUCUUUCCCGUGUCAAGCUCAGUGCAAACUGGAUGUGCGCUGCCUCUAAGGAAGGUGAAGGCGCAGGCUUGUAUGCCGCCGUGGCCGCUGUUGGUAUGGAACUUUGUCCUGCGCUGGGCGUCGGCAUCCCGGUCGGUAAAGAUUCGAUGUCGAUGUCGAUGAAGUGGAAGCAUGGAGAGGAGCAGCGUGAAGUUAGUUCUCCUCUAUCCCUCAUCGUCACGGCGUUCGCGCCGGUGAACGAUGUCGAUCGAACCUGGACGCCGCAACUGCGUACAGACCUGAAAGAAACGACUGUACUCGUAUUCUUCGAUCUUGCACAUGGCAAGACGCGCAUGGGCGGAUCUGCGCUUGCGCAGGUCUUCAAGGAGAUCGGGUCAGAAGCACCAGACGUCGAGAAUCCUCUCACAGUUCGAACGUUCUUCGAUGGAUGCCAGAAGAUCAAGAAGAGUCGACCUGGCUUAGUGCUUGCGUAUCACGAUCGCUCGGACGGAGGUCUUUUCACCACUUUGGCGGAGAUGUGCUUCGCUGGCCGGGUGGGGGCUGUAGUUUCCCUUGACACUCUCCACAGUGCUUCCGACCCAGUGGCUACCUUGUUCAACGAGGAACUAGGAGCUGUCGUCCAAGUUUGCGAGUCCCACCUGAGCAAGCUCAUGAGCGAAGUCAACAUUGAUCCUUCUGAUCAACUAUUCGCCAUCAAUCACGAAUCCAAGGUGCUAUUUUCGAGCACGCGUCAGGAGCUUCAACAAGCCUGGGCAGAGACUUCGCACCGUAUGCAAUCACUGCGCGACAACCCUAUCGGAGCACAGCAGGAAUUCGCCCUCAUCAAGGAUCAUACCCACAGGGGUUUGUAUUACGAUCUCACAUUCGAGUAUGCGCAAUCGCCCUCGAGGAGUCUUUUGUCGCGGCCGAAGGUUGCCGUCUUGCGUGAGCAAGGUGUCAAUGGACACGUGGAAAUGGCUUGGGCAUUCACGGCGGCAGGUUUUGAUGCCGUAGACGUCCACAUGUCGGACAUUCUCUCUGGAGAGCUGUCGCUCUCGAGCUUCCGCGGGCUAGCAGCUUGCGGUGGCUUUUCCUAUGGAGAUGUUCUUGGCGCUGGAAAAGGCUGGGCUCACUCAGUGCUUUUGAACGACAUAGCGAGGAAGGAGUUCACCCACUUCUUCGCAGACAAAAAUACGUUCACUCUCGGCGUCUGCAACUGGGAGAUCAUUCCUGGCGCAGAGCACUGGCCCGACUUCAAGCCAAACGCUUCUGAGCGCUUCGAGGGCCGUGUAUCCGUAGUUGAAGUCACCUCUAACGAAGUGACGAAGGCCUCCGUCUUCUUGCGAGACAUGGUCGGAUCAAAGCUUCCUGUCGCUGUUGCUCACGGAGAGGGAAGGGUGUCCUUCUCGGACGACACCCAGAGAGAUGCCCUGCAGAAAGCCGGACUCGUCGCACUGCAAUAUGUUGAUUCUGCAGGUGAACCCACAGAGGUUUACCCAUUGAACCCGAACGGCAGUCCCGAUGGGAUCACCGGCGUGCAGACGGUUGACGGUAGAAUAUUAGGUCUUAUGCCGCAUCCAGAACGUGUCGUAGCACUGGAGAGUUGCAGCUGGUAUCCACCCGCGUUUGCGGAUUCCUGGGACGGUUCAAGUCCUUGGUUCAGGCUUUUCCAGAGUGCUCGUGCCUGGGCGAAUUAGAGGAGUCGGGAGCAGAAGUGCACAUACUAAAUUAAAGGAACUCAAGAAGAGUUCCUUUCAUGGAGAUGAAGAACUAUGGCUGUAGCUGGUUCGAUCGUAUAUAAAUAUCAAUUCCGUUGACAUCAAUCUGUAUCAUUGUGCUCGAAAGAAGCUUCAGAUCGAUCCAUGGCGAACAGAACGAAGACGAGGUGGCAGUGACGU